Messenger RNA from Myotis brandtii (Brandt's bat), 3289 nucleotides. It is a transcript of the gene TBX3, whose product is annotated as T-box 3. Gene Ontology annotation, cellular component: nucleus. The record is from RefSeq and is a predicted model, not a curated record. The transcript has 9 exons. The coding region runs from base 1 to 1647 and encodes 548 amino acids. Gene Ontology annotation, biological process: positive regulation of cell population proliferation; cardiac chamber development; central nervous system development. Lineage: Eukaryota; Metazoa; Chordata; Mammalia; Chiroptera; Vespertilionidae. Gene Ontology annotation, molecular function: RNA polymerase II cis-regulatory region sequence-specific DNA binding; DNA-binding transcription factor activity, RNA polymerase II-specific.
AUGUGCAUCAAACACGUGGCGCUGGAACAGCUCCUGCCCCCAAGGGCCGCCGACCUGGCGACCUGGCACACCGAACACCCUCCCUUCGAGGUGCUUUGGUUGCGAUUUUUUUCUUUUUGCCUGUUUUUUAAAAACUAUGUGCUGCUGUUAAUCAAAACAAAACAGCAGCUGCGGACUCGUGCCCGCGGAAGCCCAGCGCCCCGCCCGGAGUGGAGGAACCUCUCCAUGAGAGAUCCGGUCAUUCCUGGGACAAGCAUGGCCUACCAUCCGUUCCUACCUCACCGGGCGCCGGACUUCGCCAUGAGCGCGGUGCUGGGGCACCAGCCGCCGUUCUUCCCCGCGCUGACUCUGCCUCCCAACGGCGCCGCGGCGCUCUCGCUGCCCGGCGCUCUGGCCAAGCCGAUCAUGGAUCAGUUGGUGGGGGCGGCCGAGACCGGCAUCCCUUUCUCGUCCCUGGGGCCCCAGGCGCAUCUGAGGCCUCUGAAGACCAUGGAGCCCGAAGAAGAGGUGGAGGAUGACCCCAAGGUGCACCUCGAGGCCAAGGAACUUUGGGAUCAGUUCCACAAGCGGGGCACGGAGAUGGUCAUCACCAAGUCGGGAAGGCGAAUGUUUCCGCCAUUUAAAGUAAGAUGUUCUGGGCUGGAUAAAAAAGCCAAAUAUAUUUUGUUGAUGGACAUUAUAGCUGCCGAUGACUGUCGGUAUAAAUUUCACAAUUCUCGGUGGAUGGUGGCGGGUAAGGCUGACCCUGAAAUGCCAAAGAGAAUGUAUAUUCACCCGGACAGCCCGGCUACCGGGGAACAGUGGAUGUCCAAAGUUGUCACUUUCCACAAACUGAAACUCACCAACAACAUUUCGGACAAGCAUGGAUUUACUUUGGCCUUCCCAAGCGAUCACGCAGCGUGGCAGGGGAAUUAUAGUUUUGGUACUCAGACUAUACUCAACUCCAUGCACAAAUACCAGCCCCGAUUUCAUAUCGUGAGAGCCAAUGACAUCCUGAAACUUCCAUAUAGUACAUUUCGGACGUACUUGUUCCCCGAAACCGAGUUCAUCGCCGUGACAGCAUACCAGAAUGACAAGAUAACCCAGUUAAAAAUAGACAACAACCCUUUUGCGAAAGGAUUCCGGGACACUGGAAAUGGCAGGAGAGAGAAAAGGAAACAGCUCACCCUCCAGUCCAUGAGGGUGUACGAGGACCGACACAAAAAGGACACGGGCACCUCGGACGAGUCCUCCAGCGAGCAGGCAGCCUUCAGCUGCUUCGCUCAGUCCUCCUCCCCGGCUGUCUCCACUGUUGGCACCUCCAACCUCAAAGAUCUGUGUCCCAGCGAGGGUGAGAGCGACGCCGAGGCCGAGAGCAAAGAGGAGCACGGCCCGGAGGCCUGCGACGCGGCCAAGAUCUCCACCACCACGUCGGAGGAGCCGAGCCGCGACAAGGGCAGCCCCGCGGCCGCCAGCCCGGCCUCGGUGGCCGUGGACUCGGGCUCGGAACUCAACAGCCGCUCCUCCACCCUCUCCUCCAGCUCCGUAUCCUUGUCGCCCAAACUCUGCCCCGAGAAAGAGGCGGCCACCAGCGAACUGCAGAGCAUCCAGCGGCUGGUCAGCGGCCUGGAGGCCAAGCCCGACAGGUCCCGCAGCGCGUCCCCGUAGGCCCCUCCCCAGCAAAGACUCUUCAUUCCAGUCCCGUCCCGUCCCGUCUGCAGUGCACUUUGUGGGAUGUGAACUGAACCCCGGCGCGCGCGCGCGGUGGGGUUGGCCCGGCUUUGUGCGGUCCUGUCUGGGAAGGGGUGCCGGGCUCCCGGAGAGAAUGUGCUAGAAACAAGCCCUGUCUCCUUGGCGUGGUUUAUAUAUCCGGGACCUGGUGCAGGUCCUAGGGGCUGAGAAACGCCUGUUGCUCGGAGCCGGUGGGGGUGGGAGUUAAAACUGGUUUGUCCAGAGCACCUCCCGGAGGCUGGUCUGGGGGCCUGGGCAGGAAAGGCAGCCAGGCCCGCGGGGGGUGGGUGUUGAAAAGUUUCUCUCCCAGUGCAGAUUUUAUAUAUUUUUUUCCUUCACCGUGUCCAGUGGAAACAAAAACAAAUAAAAUUUAAAAAAAUAUAUAUAUAUACCGGGGGCAAAUGAGUACAUUAACAUGAUUUCUGUUUGCGAAAGAUGAAAACUUUUUAGUGACUUGCCUAUCCGUUCUCAAUAAAUGACUAAGCAGUCAUUUCGGGGUGGGGGUGGGGAGCCCCUGCUGCCUUGUUUAGUCUCUCUGAAGAUAAUCUGUGUCUUUUUCAUAUUGUGAUGUUUUAAGAGCCACUGUAGGCCUCUUCUUGCAUGUCCCACAGCCAUGUACUUGUGGUUUUUCCUUUUGAAUGCUUGCUUUUAGAGGGGAAAGAACAUGGUCCCACACCCCUUCCCCAACUCUCGUUGGCGGCCGAUUGAAAGGGAAGGGGGUGGGAAGACACACGAAAACAUGAGUUUAUUUUCUCUAAGCUCCAUAGCAGGAUUCCUGCCUGCCUGUCUCUCUCUCUGACGGUUCUUUCUCUUUCCUGUAUAUGCAAUAACAAGGUUUAAAAAAAUAAUAAAGAAGAAGCGAGACUAUUAGCAAAGUAUUUAUGUAAUUAUUUGAUAACUCUUGUAAAUAGAUGGAAUAUGAAUGCUCGGAAAAUUAAACUUUAAUUUAUUGACAUUGUACAUAGCUCUGUAAAUAGGAUCCGCAGCUGUCCAGUUUUGUGUGGAUUCCCUGCAGGCAGUUUUAUUUCAAGGUCACAGGAUCGCUUUUGAAACUAGGAAACACUUUCUGCACCAACACCAACCACUUUCAAAACGGUUGUCCGCAAAAAAAAAAAAAAAAAAAAAAAUUCUUAAUGUCCAAGAGUGAGAGAAAGUGUUAUUGCCUGUUUUACCCAGAAUUGCGGAGGUGGUGGUGCCACUUCCCAGUUCCACCUUAAAUUCCUUAAAAUGUAACCCCCCACCUUGUGGUUCUGAGGUUGCUUGGGGGGGAGGGGGGCCUCGGGGUGGGGGUUGCCGAGGCUGCGGCUUGACUUCCUAAUUUUUCUCUUGUAUUUGUAUUUGCUAGUCUCUGAUAUCGUCCAAACACAGUGGAAUUGACUACUGUCUUCACUAUUGUUUUGCAUUGGUGCCUUUAGAGAGAUCUAUUCACAGUUCAAAAGUCAGGUGCUGAGAUGGUUUAAAGACAAAAGCUCAUGAAGGUAUAUUUUGUGUUAUAAUCGAUGAGUUCUUUGGUUUUCUGUAUCAUCCCUCCCCCCUUGAAAACGUCAUUGAAAUUUCAAUAAAUUUUUAUUGAAAUGUC